ACGAAAAAAUCAAAUCAUUUUUAAAAAUGAAAAUUUCCGUAAUACUACUAGUAAUCUCGCUGUCCGCCUUCGUCGCGGCAUCGGGGCGUGGCCGUAGUCACAGUAUUACGUGGGGCGCCAGAAGCUAUAGGGAUAUGCAUUUACGCAGGGAAAUCAUUACGGAGAAGUCCAAGUUCCUGCGCGUGGUGACCAGAGAUUAUGUGUUUGACCAAAAAAAACUGGCACGCACCAUCACCCAAAUCGUGAUCACGGAUCAGAUCAGGGAUGGAAAUGGAGGCUAUGCAUUCCUAACUGCUGGUGGACCACAGACCACAUAUGCCAAGAUCCACUUGAAGAGUCAACGGAAUCAGGGCUUCAGUUUCAUCAUCGACAUAUACGGCAUUUAAUUAAAUGGCCCUUAAUGUAUUCCUCUCAGAUUCAUAUGCAAAUACAGAUAGUUUGUUUAUUUAACGACGAGCACAUAUUUACAUACUGAAUAUAUAUCCGCAAGCACACUUGUAUGCGUAUUUAUGUAAAUGGUCAUACAAUUGACACACGCCAAAUGAACUGCAGCUAAUUUGCAGCUGACGUGGGA
Messenger RNA from Drosophila simulans, 574 nucleotides. Its product is annotated as probable salivary secreted peptide. Lineage: Eukaryota; Metazoa; Arthropoda; Insecta; Diptera; Drosophilidae. Bases 27 to 386 code for a protein of 119 amino acids. The transcript is spliced from 2 exons. The record is from RefSeq and is a predicted model, not a curated record.